AUCGGAAUCGUAAAAUUAAAUUAGCCCCUGAACAAUGGUCAACAGAUGCUAAAGAUAGUUUUGAUGUUAUUAUAAGUUGCGAAGAGCGAUGUUAUGAUGUCAUCUGUGAAGAUAUGACAGAGAGGGGAGGAUUGCGAAAUAAGCCAGCACAUGUUAUUAACAUCGAUAUAAAAGAUAAUCAUGAAGAUGCUAUGCUUGGUGGACGAGCUAUAUUGCAGCUUGUACAGAUGAUUGAUAAUGAACGUGUUACCGAUCUAGAUGAAGAGAUGCCAAACAUUCUUCAAGAAUGGCAACAAAAAUAUAAAUAUGAUAUACUCCAUU
Messenger RNA from Cetraspora pellucida, 321 nucleotides. Lineage: Eukaryota; Fungi; Glomeromycota; Glomeromycetes; Diversisporales; Gigasporaceae. The record is from the annotation of a GenBank genome assembly.